Messenger RNA from Cadophora gregata, 1377 nucleotides. RefSeq lists its product as uncharacterized. The transcript has 5 exons. Gene Ontology annotation, molecular function: catalytic activity. Lineage: Eukaryota; Fungi; Ascomycota; Leotiomycetes; Helotiales; Ploettnerulaceae. The record is from RefSeq and is a predicted model, not a curated record. Bases 1 to 1377 code for a protein of 458 amino acids.
AUGAUGCUUGUGCCAACAAAAUUGUGGUCGCUAACUGCUACUGAGGUUUUGAGCUUGAUCAAAAGGGACCUGCUCACUGUCGAAGAUUAUGCGAAUGCACUAUUGAAUCGUAUCGAUUCGAGAAACAGCGUAGUUAAAGCAUGGCAGUACUUUGAUUCGGACCUCGUCUUGAGCCAGGCUCGUGCUCUCGACCAAGUUCCACACGAUCAGAGAGGUCGACUCCACGGAGUAGCCAUCGCCAUCAAGGACAUCAUGGACACCAAAGACAUGCCAACAGAAUAUGGUUCUCCGUUAUACAAGGGCAAUAAGCCAAAUGCCGAUGCCUCAAUUGUCGAGAUAGUCCGGAGAGCUGGAGCCCUAAUAGUCGGCAAGACAACUACAACAGAAUUCACAGUGUUGAAUUCAGGUCCUGAUACCACCAACCCGCACGACCCAAAUCGAACGCCAGGCGGGUCUUCGGCUGGAUCUGCAGCUGCAGUGGCUGAUUUUCAAGUACCGCUCAGCUUUGGGACACAGACAGGUGGUAGCGUUAUUCGUCCAGCUUCUUACACGGGCAUCUACGCUAUGAAGCCAACCUUUGACACAAUAUCUGGCGGAGGCAUCAAGGUCGCCUCCCAUGAGUUCGAUACCAUUGGAUACUUUGCUCGUAGUAUGGAAGAUCUCAAACUCAUUACGGACGUGCUCAGUGUCACGGAGGAGAAAGCAAUGAAGGAAAUGCCACUGAAAGAGCAUAAAGUUGGCCUCGUGAAGUCGCCGUUUUGGCCAUCUGCAGGACCCGGCACCAUUGCAGCGAUGGAGAAUGCUGCAGAGAUUCUCCGCAAUCACUGUGUCACGGUCGUGGAUGUCGAAUUUCCGGACGAGUUCAACGAUGCCACAGCUCUGAACAGGAUGUUCGAAGUAAUCUUUGUCACCGAUGGGGGCGUGUCAUUCUACAAGGACUAUCUCAUGGACACUACGAAGACAAAGCUAGACCCUGAUGUUCGUGCAUUCGUCGAGGACGCCCCUAAAUUCCCCCGUGAGGAAGUACGGCAAGCCUUUGACUACUUUGCAGCCCUACGCCUUGUCUUCGAUAAGAUUGCCUCACAGUAUUCUGCUCUGAUAACUCCCAGCGCAACGGAUGAAGCACCCUUGGGACUAGGUGAUAUGGGUAGUCCCGUUUUCAACUCAGUGUGGACGGCAGCGCAUAUGCCAGUUAUCCAUGUGCCAGCUUUCACUGGACCUAACGGCAUGCCCGUCGGCGUGUCUCUCAUAUCCCGCAGGUAUGAUGAUCGAUAUCUUCUGAGCAUUGCAAAGAUCCUCAGUGGACCUCUUAUGAGCGAAGGGAGUUUGCGGCAGAAAUCAGUAUCUAUUGAGGGGGAUCUUGCAUCUGAAACUUGA